AUGGAUUGUAAACGUAAUACAUUCGAAGGUGCUCACAAUGUAAUACCAGAGUUUGAUCCAGACGCUAAUUCCCAGACAGCUAUCGACUGGAUACGUAAAGUUAAUGAAACUGCUAAUAUAUACGAUUGGAAUGAGAAACAAAUAAUUUAUUAUGCUAUACCUAAACUUUGUGGAUAUGCUCGUAAAUGGUAUCAAGGAAGGAGCACGUUAAAUUUAUCAUGGCGUCAGUGGCAGAGGAAAAUCCUCAAAACUUUUCCUGAUGACAGAAAUUAUGCAGAUAGAUUAUAUGAAAUGUUGGAACGGAAAAGUAAAAGAGAUGAAUCUUUAGAAGAAUAUUAUCAUGAUAAAGCAAGACUAGUUAAAAUGUGUGGUGUUAGAGGUAGAAAUGCAGUGGAUUGUAUCAUAAACGGUAUCUUCGAUAAUAAUAUAAGGUUAAAUGCACAAGGAUCGAGUUUUAAAAGACCAUCGCAACUGUUAAAAUAUUUAAGACGUAUAUCUAAGAAGACUAUCGGUCUUUCUCGGAAAAUGAUACCAGAAUCUAAAAAUAACACAUUAAGCAAUAAGGAUAAUAGUAGUACACAAAGAACAAUUAAUAUGAAUGCAACAACAAGCUAUGGACCCCGUAAUCGUUUCAGGACAGUCCGGUGCUACAAUUGCACUGAUGUUGGUCACACGGCACAGAAUUGUACGAAACCUAUUAAGCGAUGUGAUAAAUGUCGGCGCCUUGGACAUGAGGCGCAAGACUGCCAACGGAUAGGUAAUAGUGGACCUCAUCAGAUUGGUGACAAAAAUUCAUCUGAGUCGAAUGGGGAUACAAAAAGGGUACUACAAAUUACAAAUGAGGACCAAAGAAACGGCAAGUAUUACAAGUCGAUUAAAUUGAAUGGAGCUAUCAAAACAGCUUACAUUGAUUUUGGUAGUCAGUGCACAUUAAUCAAAGAGGAAGUAGCCUCUGAGAGUAAUCUUGUUCUUAAUAAAAUCGAUCUACCUGUUAUCAAGGGAUUUGCUUUUGGCAGUGUACUUCCAUUAGGAAAAGUUAUGAUAGAUAUUGAAGUAGAUGCUGUAAAAGCGAAUGUAGAUGCAUAUGUUGUCACGAAUGAUUUGUUGAAAACAGAUGUACUCAUUGGUCAGUCAUUGACCGAAUUGCCAAGCGUCACUGUAUAUAAAACCAGUUCUGAUUUGAUUUUGUAUUGUGAUAAAUCUAACUUAGACCGUAUAAAUAUAUAUAAUUCAUUAGAUAUUAGUUUUAAAGGAUUUCAAAGCGUUAAAGUGCAUACUGACGCAAUGAACCACGGACUGGAUGAGAAGGAUUGGGAUUCGAAUAUAUCUAAACUCCAAUGGAGCUUAAACAAUACUUUAAAUAAAAGUACUGAUAAAUCUCCAUCUGAAAUUGUUUUUGGACAUAGAACUAGUGGACAAUCUGAAAAUAUUUUAAAAGGAGCUAUUUUAGAUAUAACAGAUGACAACGUAACGGAAAAUGAAAGAAUAGAAAUGAGACAGACAGUUCAGGAUACAAUAGCUGAGAAGCAGAAAAGAAUGAAAGAAUCUUAUGACAAAACAAGGGCUCCAACAAGGAUAUUUAAAGAUGGU
Molecule: messenger RNA, 1590 nt
Organism: Brenthis ino (lesser marbled fritillary)
Lineage: Eukaryota; Metazoa; Arthropoda; Insecta; Lepidoptera; Nymphalidae
Source: the annotation of a GenBank genome assembly